CGCGACACUGUCGGCUGAGGGUUGAGCACAGGCCGGUGGCUUUCCUCGAAAAUGGCGGCGCUGUCUGUGUCCGGCGUUACCAGAAGAGGCUUCAUGUGGAUAGUCUCAGGGGCGCCACGCAGAGAAUUUUGGUCUCGAUUCAGAAAGGAGAAAGAGCCAGUGGUAGCUGAGACAGUAGAAGAGGUGAAAAAGGAACCUAUUCUGGUGUGUCCACCCUUACGAAGCCGAACGUACAUACCACCUGAAGAUCUCCAGAGUCGUUUGGAAUCUUAUGUUAAAGAAGUUUUUGGUUCAACUCUUCCCAGUAAUUGGCAGGAUAUCUCCCUGGAAGAUGGUCAUCUGAAGUUCAAUCUCUUGGCACAUUUAGCUGAUGACUUGGGCCAUGCAGUCCCUAACUCCAGGCUGUACCAGAUGUGCAGAGUCAGAGAUGUUCUUGAUUUCUAUAAUGUCCCUGUUCAAGAUAGAUCUAAAUUUGAUGAACUUAAUACCAGUAAUCUGCCUCCUAAUUUGAAAAUCACUUGGAGUUAUUGAGCAGAAGGGGAGCACAUUGAAAUCAUUUUUCCCCUUGAGGAAGGGGGCUACAUAUUAGACCUCUUGGUAUAUAAAAUGCCAUCAGAACUGUUCUCUAAACCCACUUUUUCUGUAGAAGAAUGCAUCAUCUCUUUUUUUGUCUCAUAUCAUGAAUCAACAAAGAAAUAAGAGGAUUUUGUAUCUUCACAUUUGCUGAAGCCGUUUUUUUAAUGGAAUUGAGUCAUUAAUAAUUUAUGAAAAAUUUCUUCUUCAAAAAACACUGAAAUUAACUUGAGCUUAAUACAGGAGGACAUUACAAAUUCAGACCCUUCAUAGGCAUAAAGUAGUAGUUGCAUGAAAAUGUUUUAGUUCUGUUAGGACUCUAAAAUCCAAGAUAGAAUUGUAUAUAGCAUGUAUACAAUUAUAGAAACUUGUAUUAGAUUAAGUAUUUAUAAGAGAAACA
Propithecus coquereli (Coquerel's sifaka) is the source of this 973-nucleotide messenger RNA. It is a transcript of the gene MRPL50, whose product is annotated as mitochondrial ribosomal protein L50. The record is from RefSeq and is a predicted model, not a curated record. Gene Ontology annotation, cellular component: mitochondrial large ribosomal subunit; mitochondrion. The transcript is spliced from 2 exons. The coding region runs from base 52 to 531 and encodes 159 amino acids. Lineage: Eukaryota; Metazoa; Chordata; Mammalia; Primates; Indriidae.